AUGGUCCAAGAUACCACCGACAGAUCCUCCAGCAGCUCCAGCAGCUCCAGCCGCGAAUAUUGCAUGAGAUUUGAGAUCGCGCCCCCGGCUACCGCAUGGCCCGGUGUUUCCUUUACGCUGCCAGUCAUUGUUUCUGUCCGCACGGUAGGGGCUCCGCAAGACCAUGCCGUGCAGCAGUUGGCAAUGAAUGUCUCUUUGCGGACCGAGUCCGGAGACCCUGUUGCUUCUCAACACCUGACGGGAGCUCUCACGUCGAGCGUACGCAAUCACGACGGAAAUACCACCAGCGGCUUUGCUCGAUUCGGCCCGCUCGCCAUCACGCAACCAGGGCGUUACCGACUGCGAAUCGCGUUGGCAGCCGCAUCCGCUGCCGACAUCACCAUAAAAGACUACAUUGAUUCGGACGUAGUGGAUGCAUGUCGGAUGCGACGGCAUCUUUCUUAA
Molecule: messenger RNA, 444 nt
Organism: Aspergillus candidus
Lineage: Eukaryota; Fungi; Ascomycota; Eurotiomycetes; Eurotiales; Aspergillaceae
Exons: 2
Coding region: 1-444 (147 amino acids)
Source: RefSeq, a predicted model, not a curated record